ACGCGCUCGCGCGCUCCCGCCGCUCCUCCCAGAGUGAAGUUAAAGCGCGAGGCGAGCGCAGCGCUCCGGAGUCUCUCCGCGGACACUCAGACUGAACUUUCCAAAGAGACUCUCUAUCAAAACCACUGCAUAUCUGCUCCACUCGAGCAUACACGAGACAUAUUUCAUAUCGUUCGGAAAGAAACGAGUUGUUGGAUAAAUAAACGCAGGACUGACGGAACGCGCUCGGUGCGUUUACCUCCAAUGCGCCGCUGAUGCGCUCGAGCUGAGCCUGCAGAGAGAGAAGGACACGACGAGAGAGGAGACAAGACAGCGUCCCGUCACACACCCCGGCUUGAAAGGGUGAAUGUAGGCAGCAACAUGAAGCUCUGCCUCCCUCUACUGCUGCCCCUCCUCUUCUAUCAACACUUGUGGUCCCCGGCAUUGGCCAACUCCUGUCCAAAGGACUGUACCUGCCAAGUCCAAGACUCCGUAUUCUGCUUUAGCCGCAAAGAAACUAAAAUGCCCAGCGAAGUAACCACAACGACUAAGAAUCUUUAUGUGUUCAAGAACGGCAUUGAGUCCCUUUCCCAAGAGGACUUUCUUGAGCUGGAAAACCUGGAGAUGCUGGAUCUAAGCCAGAACAAAUUGACUGAACUGCCAGAUCAUGUGUUUGAACCCCUGUCCUCUCUCCACAACCUGGACCUGUCAGCUAACCAGAUCGUCCACAUAUCCAAGGACAGCUUUGCUGGACUGGAGCAUCUGGAGAGGUUAUAUCUAUACAGCAACCUCAUAGAGAGCAUCCAUCCUGCUGCUUUUGAUGGCCUACAGCAACUGCUGGAGCUCAAGCUGCAAGGUAACAAACUGACAAUAAUGCCUGCCCUGAAAAUGCCCCAUCUGCUUCUGCUAGACUUACGUUUUAACAGCAUCCCAUCACCAGAGCCAAAUGACCUCCAGACACCCAAGUUGGAGUCAUUAAAAUUGGGUGGGCUGGGGCUUAGCAGUCUGGAUGAGGAACUCUUGGGAGGCUUCAAGAACCUCCAUGAGCUCGACAUCUCCAACAACCAGUUAACAACUUUUCCAGGGGUACUGCGGGAGGUAAGAGGCUUAGUUUCUCUGAGUUUGGCUGGGAAUCCCAUGGGACCUUUGAAAUGGGAGGACUUUGAGAAACUUUCAGAACUUCAGGAGCUGGAUAUCAGCAAUCUAAGCUUGCAAGGGUUGCCGGAGACCUUACCCCAGCUCUUUCCUCACUUACAAAGACUGACCGUUGCGGAAAACCCUUUCAACUGCCUUUGCAAUCUGGCUUGGUUUCCUAGUUGGCUGCGAAUCAAGCAAAUUCAUUUGAGUAGGACAGAAGAGACACGCUGCCACUUUCCUCCUUUCAAUUCCGGGAAGGUGCUGGAGAGGCUCUCGCACCGAGAAUUUGGAUGUCCAGUUACCACAACAGUUACGACUCGGACAGUAAAGACCACUGCAAUACCUCCUGCCCCAAUCACAAAUUUACCAAGUACCACACAUGAAGUCAUCCCUGGCAAACCUAGUGAUAACCCCUCUACGGAAACCGGCAAUGACCCUCCACCUCCCACCCCAAGUUCUACUAUCGACCCUGACCUAAGAUCAACCUUUUGCCCGCCCAAUAUCUGCCUAAAUGGAGGAACAUGUUGGCUGGACAACAAAAGACGUUUUGAGUGCAUUUGUCCACCUGGAACAUUGGGGAGAUACUGUGAAAAAGAGGAAGACCCACUACCACAUACAGAGGACCCUACUCUCCCAGAACCUGAAAUAACCGCAAUAUUGGUAACUAGCUCCUCAAUACUCUUAGACCUUCACCAGUACAUUGAUAUGCGCCCCCAAAUACGUGGCGUUAAGUUAACAUACAAGAACCUUUCUGGUCUGGAUAAACGUGCCAAGCACCUCAACAUUCCGGCCAGUUACCCAGAAUACACAAUCCGUGGACUUCAGCAAAACUCUACGUAUUCUGUAUGCGCCAGUCCGUUGGGUGAACCCGAGGAUGAGGACAGAGUAUGCAUAGAAUCCCAGACAAUCAGUCAGCAGCUAACUCCCACUGGAGCACGACUGGAGGACCCGAAGCUCACUACGAUGCUCAUCCCUGCAGUCGCCAUCCUUCUUCUGCUAGUCCUAGUAGCCGUGGCUGUUGGGGUAGCUUGCUACAUGCACAAAAAGAAACCAAAGGUACACCAGGAGUUAGAAUGUGAUCCGUCACAGGUGGAGCUGGAGGGUCUGGAAAAUGGGGAGCUACCCCAAAAGCAAGAGAUUAUUUCCUGUCCAUCAACAACACAGAACGGUGGCUUGGACUAUGAGGUACCCCUCAUGCAGGAUCACUGUACUGCGAACAACAACAAGAACAGUUUUAAACCCUCAUAUUUCUGAUAAUUGCAAAAGGUUUGUGACUCGCAUGCUAAAGCAUGGACAAUAAGGCCUUACAAGGUACCACCGUGGACAGUGAGAUCAGCCACCAGGUUCUUUGUAUAGAGACGGUGGCAUUUAGGAGAUUCCUGGUGCAAUCCUGUAAGGGCAUUUCUGUCAAAAUGACAUCCUCCUAAGUGCUUUUUAUCAUCUGAAAGAAUUUACAUGGCAAACUUUCAACCAAAGAUUUUGGUGCAUUUUAAAAUGGCUAAAUUUUUUAAUUGUACAAAGGACAUAUGGCUGACUGAAAAAUGUAGGUGAAAUUUUGAUGUGUAGCACCUGUGUGCAACUCUUAGGAGCUGCACUAACUGUGAACCUUAAGCCCUACAUGUGAGUGGGUAAUUGAAGAUAUGGACUUAAGUCAAGAGGCUGACUCUUAUGAUGCUUUGUUUAACUGAUACGCAUUGUUUCUUUGUUUUAUAUUUGUACCUUUUUUGUAAAUGUUUUUGUACAAAUAUGUGACUGUUACCAGGCGGCUGCUCUUCCCCCAUAUCUUGUGAUUUAAAAAGCAGACAAAACACCAGAUUAAAAACUUUGGAGAUUAAAAUUUACUUGUGCCACCAAAUUAAUCAAAGGCUUUAGUUUGACAGUCUAAGCAGUUGAAAGUCUAUCCCUCCUCUAUUUUUUUAGCCCCUAUACCCCUUUGCCCUCAGAAAAAGAGACUAAACGAAGGCUGAACAAGAAGAUGGCUGAUUCAAAAGCAGAUUAAUACACAUUAUGCUCUGUUGUAAACACAAAUUAAGCUUUAAAUAUAUAAUUGGAAGCUACAAACUGGUGGGAUCUUUUAAAGUAUUUAUUUAUAUGCCGAAAAAGUGGUUGUUUCCUAGACCAGUCUGCAAAAUUAGCAUUUGCACUAUUUAGGUUACUUGGCAGAGAUUUCCAGUCACUUGCAGUCAACACCAUUUUGCCUUAAGACAGGUUUACUUGUUCAAAAACACUAAAGCAUAUGUUUGGAUAGCUUUAACUAUUAGCAGUCUAAAACAGCAAACAUAUUUAA
Messenger RNA from Cyprinus carpio (common carp), 3403 nucleotides. Its product is annotated as vasorin-like. The record is from RefSeq and is a predicted model, not a curated record. NCBI's taxonomy places the organism in Eukaryota, Metazoa, Chordata, Actinopteri, Cypriniformes, Cyprinidae. Gene Ontology annotation, molecular function: protein binding.